AUGCAGAUCUCCACAGGGCUUCUGUGCCUGCUGCUUGUGGCCACUGGCUUCACUUCCCAGGUGCUGGCUCACCCAGGCUCUAUCCCAUCUACCUGCUGCUUUGUUAUGACCAGUAAGAAGAUUCCCAAAUCACUACUGAAGAGCUACAAAAAAAUCUCCAACAGCAGAUGCACCCUGAAAGCCAUACUCUUCAAGACCAAGUUGGGCAAAGAGAUCUGUGCUGACCCCAAGAAGAAGUGGGUCCAGGAUGCCACAAAGCACCUGGACCAAAUCCUCCAAACUCCAAAACCAUAA
Molecule: messenger RNA, 294 nt
Organism: Onychomys torridus (southern grasshopper mouse)
Lineage: Eukaryota; Metazoa; Chordata; Mammalia; Rodentia; Cricetidae
Product: eotaxin
Exons: 3
Coding region: 1-294 (97 amino acids)
Biological process (GO): cellular response to type II interferon; G protein-coupled receptor signaling pathway; lymphocyte chemotaxis
Cellular component (GO): extracellular region
Molecular function (GO): CCR chemokine receptor binding; chemokine activity
Source: RefSeq, a predicted model, not a curated record